Molecule: messenger RNA, 1969 nt
Organism: Drosophila kikkawai
Lineage: Eukaryota; Metazoa; Arthropoda; Insecta; Diptera; Drosophilidae
Gene: abo
Product: de-etiolated protein 1 abo
Biological process (GO): positive regulation of proteasomal ubiquitin-dependent protein catabolic process; protein ubiquitination
Cellular component (GO): nucleus; cullin-RING ubiquitin ligase complex
Molecular function (GO): ubiquitin protein ligase binding; ubiquitin-like ligase-substrate adaptor activity
Source: RefSeq, a predicted model, not a curated record
AAAUAUCAGCUCUAUUUAUUUGUUUUAUUUUUUAUUUAUUUUUUUUGACAGAACUGUUACAAAUCAGUCAACAUAGUUUUAGGCCUGUAGAUUUCUAAUCCCAUAAACGUUGCUUUAUGUUUGGCUGCCAUGUCCUAUAACCAGCGCCUGCAAUCGCAGAACAUUGUGCAUUUGUUGCAAAACCGCGAAUCCGGCUACACCUGUGUCGGCAGCCAGCUGAGCAGGAUCCCCCGCUUGGCCUACGAGCGCCGCUUCUACAAGUCAAUUACUCCAUGCCUAACCAUUGACUCCGUGGCCAUUCCGCCUGUCUACCUGCGCAAGUUCACGCCGGACGGCAGCCAGCUGCUAGCCUUCUCCCAUGACCAGCGGAGCCUGCACAUCUACCCGUACAGGGGGUUCAGUUCGGCGGCUGUUGGCGAGCUGAUCCGCGAGGCGAACGUGGGCACUGGGGAGUGUUACAAGAGCGAGGAUAACAACGUUCUAAGCAGCACGAUAUUCGAACGCCUGUUUGCCCCUAAGGAGGCGAAGAGUCUUCGCCUGUGCCAGGGUCUCAACGGGCGCUACUACCUGCAUCGGGAGUUUAGCGUGUUCCUGGAGAACGGCAAGUAUGUCCUGCUGGCGGCCAUGUCCGUGCUGAGGAGUGCACUGCCCAUCGAAGAUUAUGUCCGCUAUCCGGAUCUCUUCGACAAACUGGACGCCUUUUCGUAUGUGUUCUUCGUGGUGGACCUGGAACUGGGUGUGGUCAGCGAUAGACUUUUUCUGCCGCAGGAUUCCAUUGUGGUUUCCCACAAUCACGGAAUCUCGGUGUUUGGAUCCAAAGUGGCGAUCAUGUCGCGACUCCAUCAGUGCAUUUACGUCUACGAGAUUUCAAAGGGUAAGCUCUGCGAACAGGAGACUAUUGGGCCCCGCCCGCGGGAUUUUAUCGAAAGAGCAUCCUCGGAUGUUGAGGACCUGGAUGCGACUACGGUUUUACCCAUUACGCAUAUAAAACAACGAGUACUGAGCUUUCUGUAUCGGCAAAUCGAUUUGGACGGGGACGGGGCGAGAGAAAAGCUGCAGGAGUUUUACAAGAACUAUGAAUUCAUCGAGCACAUGAUCAUGGAGAGAAUGCAAUUAAUAAACAGAGAUCUACUUCUGCUGCGCUACGAGGAGCGCCCGAAGGAGGCGGAGGUUAUGCCCCUGCCUCCUCCGACACCACGACGUUUAUACGUUUUCUAUACCAUUUCUGCCGAGGAGGUAGUGGGCGUCUAUCCGGAUUUUUCCGUCGAUCUGCUACAAAUUAUACUUCUGUUCUACGACGAGAUGAGCAAUGUGCGAUCGCUGCAAACAGGCGAUGCGCCUUCAUUGCCGCUACACUACUUUCUCAAGCAAAACUUUGUGGAUGCCAAUGCCACGGUCCCCUUUGUCCGGCAUGCGGCCUUGCGCUUCAACCCAGGCAUUCCCGUCAGCUCCCAGUGCCUGUCGCCAUCGCCAUACCUGAAGUACAGCGAUUUCAGCUAUGACGAUCGGUACAUGUCGCCACUGGAACGACCUAAUCCCUGCUCUGCCGACCCCAUUAUCUUCAAAGAUCAAGCUACAAAGGCUGUCAAGUUCCGACUGUUCGCGAAGGCGCGCAGGGAAAUCGGGACGAUGGCGCCGCGUGAACUAUGCGCCUUCAUUUGGCAUCCAUUCGAGCCGCUUGUCCUGAGCAUCCAAAAGUGCAUGAACAGCUAUGUUUACCAUGUCCACCUGUACCAUCACGGUACGGUAGUGGAGCAGCCGCGGCAGUCGCAACCACAACCAAGUGCCUCCUAAGAACUUAUACUUGUGAUAUGCUUCCCCCGGAUGGCCAGAAAACAUUCCGAAAUGUUUUCCCCUUCGGGGGAAUCAGGAAGUGAUCUGAUUGUGAUUUUAACUAAAUUACAAUUUUUGAGAAAUGUUAUACAAAAAAGAGAUUUAUAAAGAUACUUUCAAAAAGUAAAUAAAACAA